Molecule: messenger RNA, 3559 nt
Organism: Morone saxatilis (striped sea-bass)
Lineage: Eukaryota; Metazoa; Chordata; Actinopteri; Moronidae
Product: G protein-coupled receptor 137Ba-like
Biological process (GO): positive regulation of TORC1 signaling
Cellular component (GO): lysosomal membrane
Source: RefSeq, a predicted model, not a curated record
GGUUCCUCUGCGUUUGUUCUUCCUGUGCCUCAGCAUAUUUUUCCUGGUGGUGAAUUUAACAUGUGCAUUGUUGGUGCAAGGAGCUCUGGAGCGCUCUGAAUCACCGAGUGAUGGGGGUAUCAGACAUGCAGUCCUGGCCCGGGUCUUGAUCAACGACACUCUGUUUGUCCUGUGUGCUGUCUCUCUGGCUGUCUGCAUCUUCAAGAUCGUCAAGAUGUCCUCUGCCAACGUUUACCUUGAAUCCAAAGGUACAUCAGUGUGCCAAGCGACAGCCAUCGGAGCCGUGGUGAUUCUGCUCUACACAUCCAGAGCCUGCUACAACCUGGUGGUGGUGGCCCUGUCGCCACAGGACAGACCCAGUCCCUUCAACUACGGCUGGUACAGCGUCUCUGAUCAGGCCGAUGUGCAAGAGAUCAGCGGUGAAGCCUACAUCGUGUUUGGGAUCAUUCUGUUCUUCUGGGAGCUGCUACCUACAACCUUAGUGGUGGUUUUCUUCCGGGUCCAUAAACCCAACCAGAACCUGGCUCCAGGAGGGAUGAUCAACAGCCACAGUUUCAGCUCCAGAGCUUAUUUCUUUGACAACCCUCGGCGGUACGAUAGUGACGACGACCUGUCCAGAAGCAUUAAUAGUAGGACUGAUCGGGCCAGUCUCCUCUCCACCACCCCCCAGCUGGGUACGUCUAGUUGGUACGGGUCCAUCCAACGCAACGGGACUCUGACAGCCGGCGUCGCGCCUGCCCAGCAGCCGCCAUCUUCCACGGCCCCCCUCCUCUUCGCCUACGGAAACAUCCAGAGUCACAAUCACCACCAUCACAACUACUACUCCACCCCGCAGAACAACAACUACCACCAUCAUCAUCACAGUAACUUCUAUUCCACGCCACAGAAUUACUACUGCGGGUCGCAAACGUAUUUUUGCACGCCACAGAAUUAAGCGCCGUCCAUCGUAAAAAAAGAUUGGAGAAGAAGAUUGAGUAAUAACUAACAUUUUCCUGCGUUUUUGUCACCAUUUCGCUUCCCCAGAUGCAUCAAAGUAGAUACGUCUGAGGCACUGCUCCGAAUCAGGUUGGGCCUAAAAACUGGUCCGCCGAAUUAUUUCAAGAGAAAUGUGGCGGCAUCAGCAACUGGGAAGUUGUUGUGUCACGACAAAACUGCUUUUUAGGACACCAACGUCUUUAAGUGAGAUGUAUGGACCAGAAUGAAAGCAAGCGCAGACCACAAAGAAAAGGUUUAGCACUAAUAUGGCUAAUACAUAUAAAACUGCAAAGACCAAACCUUUUCUGUUAACUAUUUUGUUCAGAAUAGUUUUCAUUUCCUAAGACUGGAAUCAGGGACCAGAUAAUCAUCGCUCUUGUCAUCCUUUACCCCCGUUUUCCUUGUAAAUUUCAUCCAAUCGUGCUUCUAUGGAACGUGCCAUUCUGCUCAGACAGGAGCCACGAAGCUAACGUGGCUAAUAAUGCAGAAGCUGGUCUGUCAGUCAACACUUCUGGACGCAAAGACGUUAUAUUCACUCAUCAUUUGUCAAACUAUUAUUUGGGUUUGUCAAAAGUGGGUUGUGUGACUGUUUUCAACAGACAUGCAUAGGAUACUUAGCAUAAAAAAGGGUCAUUUAGGCUGGAAAAGGACGGUGGCGGAUUCUGGCCUGCUAGCUGAAAGACUCUUUCUGACAAUGAAAACCAAAUGAUAUGCGUCUAUAAAGGGCAUUUCAUGGUGUUUCUCACUUUUAGGUCUGGUUACGUAUGACAGGAAUUAGCUGUUGCUAAUUUGCCAUCGGCCGUUGUAGCAGUGGGAGCUAGCUUAUAGCCAAUGCUAACUGUUAUCUUAAACGCAUAAUCUGUUUAACCAAGAAAAUUCUCACAAACCAAAAAACAACAAGCUCAUCAAACUUCCAUCCAUCACAGACUUUUGUGACGUUUGUGUUCAUUUUUGGUGCCACAAAACUAGAAAGCUAGCAAGCUUAAGACUUCCGCCUGCGUACUCGGUCCUACUUUACUGGAUUAUUGUUUAGUCAACAUGUAAAAUAAGCUUUUCAUAACUCUCAUAACUGACUGUAAUCAACAGACUGGUCUAUUCAUCUCAGUGUUCACAAAUAUCAUCCAUAUAAACUGCUUACAGCCGCAAAUUAAAUGUGAAAUUUAUAUGUAGCUGCCAUAUGGGUGUUAUUGUCAAUCUGAAUAGCACUAGCUUGGUCAAUAUGUAAGUGUGUACAAAAACAAUGUAACAUCAAAACAAACGCAUUAUAAAAACAAAUAGGGGGAGGAACAGUCAACAGAGGACUUUAACAUCUGCUCCCUCAACACGCUGCUGUUGGAUGAAAUAAGUUUCCUUACCCACAGUUAUACCAUGGAAACUACGUGAAAACCUAAGACAGGAGGGCCGUACACUGUCAAGUUGUUAAAAACAUAUCAAAGAUUUACUCGGCAGUAGCAUGAUCAACAUAAUUUGGACAAUAGACAAAGGAAAACGAAUUUCAUUGUCCAUCAACAGGGUGGAAGUGUCUCUAUGAUGUAUUUUUGACCAAAAACCUUUUAAUGUAAUUUGAUCCUUUGUGAGCUGCGAGGCAACAAUUUGCACUUAUUAAAAGUUCACCUUCGGAGGAAAAAGGCUUCGGGCCCCGAAUGUAGGAUUUCAUCUCCUACUGGUUUUAUGUAUUUUCUUCGAUACUCGUCUGUAUUCUACAUUUUACUAUUUAUCCUUUGAGAAAGGAAAUAUCAAUGUGCCAUCACAUUUUGUCAUAUCUAAUAGUUUCAUUCCUUGAGGAGAAUAUUUUUGCACAAGAAAUGGUUGGAUGAUGUGUUUGAUUGUUUGUGAGUUAAUCGAUUUCUAAUCCAUGUGUGACAUUUUUGAGUCGGGAUGUGUGUGUGUGUGAUCUUAGAUUUUUGUUGAAGUAUGCUUUUAUAAUAUUAUUUUUAUUGUUUAACAGAUUUUAUAUUUUAUUUUGUAUCACUUUCCCCUCUCUCUCUCUUAUCGUUAUUCAUAAUCUCACGAACCUCAUGGCCGACAACAGUUCACUUUGAAGGAACAUUUUCAUAUAUAACCAGGUUCUCAGACCAAAAUCAGUGUAUCUGUGCUUAACUUAAGUUUGUUCGGACUGAAUGGAGAAAAAAAAAAACGCUGCCCAUGUGUUCUUGAACAACUCGGUACUUUUAACUUCAGCUGUCAAUCUGUAAAUGACCAUGUAAACUUAGACUUCAUACAAAGAAAAGAAAAAAAAAACCAUCACUUGUAUCAAUGAAAUACAGGGAUGGAAAUGAAGUUGCCGGUGUCGGGGUCCAGCUGGUCACCUAUUUCAGAAAACAUCUGCAGUGCAUGCUUCUGCAUCAGAGCGUAAGAACUCAGUGUCAUAUUUUAUUUCCAGGGUGAUAUUAUAAGUUGUGUGAAAUUGUUAUUUUGCUCUAUCUGCUAUAAAAAAGAAAAGGCAGUGAUAAUUGUUUAAUGUUAUGGAUUGUUUUAUCCGUGGCCAUACUGAAUGUAACCUAUUGUGUGACAGAUCACUAAUGAUGUAUGCAAGAAAAGCACUACCAUGUUUAAAUAAAGGCCUGCACUGUUUUUAAGACAA